Lolium perenne is the source of this 820-nucleotide messenger RNA. RefSeq names its product protein INVOLVED IN DE NOVO 2-like. Lineage: Eukaryota; Viridiplantae; Streptophyta; Magnoliopsida; Poales; Poaceae. The record is from RefSeq and is a predicted model, not a curated record. Gene Ontology annotation, biological process: gene silencing by siRNA-directed DNA methylation.
CCUUUUCAACAUGCACACUACUUCAGAAGCAGACCACAAAAUUGGUGGUUCUGAGGCGCAGUCGCAGCUAAUAGCUAUGGAACAAGACGAACCUCGUCAACGCAGAGAUGAUGAGCAGUUCGUCUGGCCAUGGGCAGGUGUUCUUGUUAAUGUGCAUACCGAAUGGAAGAAUGGGUUGCGGGUGGGAGGAAAUGGAUCUGACUUGAGGGAUCAGUUCCCGCAGUUUCGCCUGCACAAGGUUAAUCCUUUGUGGGACAAACACGGCAGCCAUACCGGGACUGCCAUUGUUCAGUUUGCAAAAGAUUGGAGUGGUUUCACAAAUGCAAUUGACUUUGAAAAUCAAUUUGAGGCACAAGGACGUGGCAAAAGGCAUUGGAAGGAGCAGAAGUACCAUGGGCCAGAGAUGUUUGGUUGGGUUGCGAGAGCCGAUGAUUACAUAUCCCAUUGCCCCAUCGGCAACUGGUUGCGGAAGUACCGUGAUCUUAGAACCAUUGCUGAUUGUAAGAAUCAAGAAGCAUCUAAAAUGGAACAACUUGAAGCAAACUUAAAUAGCCAGGUUGAGGUAAAGGGCAGGUAUGUGCAAGAGCUUGAAUGCAGGAACAGCGAGACGUGCAAGUUACUUGCUAAGGCAGAGGAGGACAUGCAGAAGCUCCUCCAGUCUCAGAGUGAAGAAAUUGUCAAGAUACAGCUUGAUGAGGUAGCUGCAAUAGCUGAGUUCGACAGGAUGACAAUAGAGCGACAGAAGGAAGAGCAUGCUACGAUGGAGCAAGUGAGGGCCAGUGAAAUUUUGCUGAAGCUUGUGGAAGAACAGCAGGUUUGA